Messenger RNA from Magallana angulata, 3950 nucleotides. RefSeq names its product dnaJ homolog subfamily C member 25 homolog. The record is from RefSeq and is a predicted model, not a curated record. The transcript has 12 exons. Gene Ontology annotation, cellular component: endoplasmic reticulum membrane. The coding region runs from base 32 to 1060 and encodes 342 amino acids. Lineage: Eukaryota; Metazoa; Mollusca; Bivalvia; Ostreida; Ostreidae. Gene Ontology annotation, biological process: protein folding.
CAUCUCUAUCGAAUGUAAAUAAAACGACAACAUGGCACACAUAUGUGAAACCAAAAUGUUAAUUUUUCUAUUUUUGCUGGUUUCGCCGUCAUAUGGAUUCCUAGAUGGUUUAUACUGUGGUCUGGAAAACUGUUAUGAAAUUUUGGGUGUUACAAGAGAUGCAUCUAGGGGAGAGAUUACUAAAGGUUACAGGAAGCUGGCAAGGAAAUGGCAUCCAGACAUGGCAUCAAAGGCAGAGGAGAAUGAGGAGUUUACGAAGAUGUUUCAGAAAAUAGCCAAUGCAUAUGAGAUAUUGAGGGAUGAUGAGCAGAGAGAAAACUACAACUACAUGUUGGAUAAUCCAGAUGAGCAUUUAGCCAACUACUACAGAUAUUACAGAAGAUACGCUCCUAAAGUGGACAUCAGGAUUGUGAUAGCAGUUACCCUGACCAUCAUAUCCGUAAUACAGUACUGGGGUGCAUGGAACAACUACAAUGCAGCCAUUAACUACCUGUGUAAGGAACCUAAGUACAGGAUCCAGGCUGUUGGGAUAGCCAAGGCGGAGGGGCUCAUUGGUCAGAAACGGGACCGCAAAGACAAGAGAACUAAGGAGGAAAUCAGAAAUGAAGAAGAGGAAAUAAUUAAGAAAGUAAUUGAAGAAAAAAUGGACAUUAGAGGCGGCUAUAGCAAGCCUAACAUUAAGGACAUUCUGUGGAUUCAGCUGAUUCUGAGUCCGUACUACCUCGUCCAGUACAUCAUUUGGUUCGGUCGCUGGGUCUGGAAGUUCUGGAUCUGCCGGGAGGAGUACGGGGAGGAGGAAAAAUUAUAUCUCAUCAAGAAAUAUCUCAAGGCUAGUCGCUCACAAUGGGAGGCCAGCCCCGUUCUGUUCCCUCUAGCAAAAGAGGAAAAUUUUGAUGAAUACAUGAGGAAAGAGCUAUGGAUAAAAGAAAACUUUAAUGAAUGGAAGAGAGAAAAAGAGGAGGAGAUGAAAGCUAAAUUAGCAGAAAGUGCCAGGUAUAAAAGUUUUAGACGCUACAUGAAGAAAGGUGGACCAGGUCAAAUGUCAUUCGGACCAGAAUAAGCGAAACCAUGUAGUAGCUAGAGGAGUCUGGGAAAUUGCCAUGACAAUAACUAUUGGGUGUGUGGUACCAUAAACGUGUACAUUUACAAGAUUUAUUUAUUGAUGUCUACUGAAUGUGUGUGAAGCAACUUAUCAUGUAUUAAGAUCUUAGCUGGUAACAGAAAUGAGAAUGGUUUAUUAAUUAAGGUACCAUUGUGUAAAAUGUUAUGAAUCUCUUUUGAAGUGAAGUGCAUUUAUGAGCCAUUUUUAAAGCUAUCUGAAAUUUUGAUCUCAUUUCAGAUACAUGUAUAACAUAUCACAUAGGCAAUAUUGGUCAAUUUAUUAUCAAAGCAUUGGUAAGGUUGGGUUUUGUGGUAUAUUUUCUCUUCAAUCUGUCAUUCCAAAAAGUCAAAGAUAUUUUCAACUAAUUAGAAACAACAAAGUAUCGAUAAUUUCAAUUGUUUUUUUUUUUACAGAUUUCAAAAUGCGUAGAGAAUUUAUUUCAUCAUUUGAAACUCAACUUAACAUGCAUUUACAUUAAUUUUACAUGCUCAUACAGUUAAAAUUUGUGUUAUGCAGUUCAUAAUUUUGUAUGCACUACACUGUGUGAUAAGAAAAUUAAGAUCAUUACAACUUGUGUUGAUUCUAAUAACAUUAUUGAUUGGAAUUGACAUCACAAUUCCAAAUCUUCUGAACAAAGCAAUAAAUGAGAGUUCAAUGGGUUUAGUGAUACAUGUUUUCUUGUCUCCAUGUUAGCUUUAAGUCGUACGCUUUUUGAUGGAAAAUAAAUUAAGUAACAGUAUUGCAUUUUAAUCAUGUAUAUCAGAAUACAUACUUAAUAUGCUCUUGGUGAGUAAGGUGCCCGAUUGAUACCAGUUCAUUUCAUACACCAUGAUAAUAUUUGAACAAAGGUAUUUUAAUAAACUAUUUUGUGGAUAAAAAGUUGUGCCAAUGAGGAGUUGUCUGUUGUUGAUAAAUUAUGUCCUAUAUUUUUUUUAUUUUAUAAAAUACAUUAUGUACAUAUUUUGAUUAAAACCAUGCUACUUCAUGUAGUAGCAAGACUGUAACCUUAAUUUUCUCUCAGUAAAAUUUGAUAAAUGUAUGAAUAUGAUAUUUGGCCAAAGGUUGAGAUUUAUUUUGAUUUUGACUAAUGUUUGUGCUUAUUUUUGGUGCUUAUUUCUGUUGUGUACAUAUGUACAACUAAUUAAGAAUUGGCUUUAAAUGGAAUUUAAUGUAAUGAAUUAUUUUUCAGAUGUUAGGUUUUCCCUACAAUGCAGGAGUAAAGUGCAAUACUUUUGGAGUUAUAAACAACUUUCUGAAAGAUGUUCGAGUUGAAAUACUAGUUUUAACCCAGAGAUAUACAUUAGAGUUUUCUUUUCUUUUAUACAACUUGUUAUUUUGAUGGGGUUCUGGAAGGAUUAUUAUUCAGGGUCGUCUCUAAGAGCCAGGAGGUGGGAAAUUACCCCGCCUUAAGUGACGUAAUUAUCCGGCUAUUUUUUCAUUUCAAACAGAAUCUAACUACAAGCUAGACCUCCAGACCCCCUUCUACUUUUUUAUUUCUCCCUUCUACAUCAAUUUUUAGAGACAACCCUGAAAUUAUUAUGGUGUAUAUUGAAUAGUUUUUUUAAUUAUUGGUAAAAAGUUUCAUUUUCUUUGAUAAUUAUUUUAGUUUGUAUGGUGAUUAAUGUUCUUUACUUUACAUUGAAACCAGUUUCAUAAAUACCAAACUUUUAGUAUUCUUUUUUACUUUUCUCUGUGAUUAGAAGUCUCUCCAUAAAAGAAAAUGAAUUGAAAAAAAAAUAUUAGGAUCAAGAAGGGCAUUUGGAUUUACGUAGUAACUAACACUUAGAGAAAUUUUGCAAUUUAGAGAUUAAAUAAUAUAUUAGCAAUAGUAUUCUCCUGCUUCUGUUUAUCAACUGUUGUCGUUUCAUGACUAUUUUUAUGUAUAAAUGUUGUAAGCUGCAAAAGUGAAGCUCUCCAAGAAAAUUUUCCCAGGGAGGUGUAUACUGCAGCUGGAAUGUUGUUAGAUAUUGAAAGGCCUCAAAUUGUGCGUUAUAUUGAAAAGGCAUUUUUUUAAAGGAGAAGAAUGAUAGUAAGGGUGAAUGACAUUUCAAUUAGAUGUUGUGUUUUUCUUAGUAUUCAGAUUAGAAUUAAAAAGUAUAUAUUUUAUGCACUUGCAAUAAUUAUUAUGGUGAAAUAAGGAGGAGAGCAAGGUUUUGGGCUAGAUUGUUUAUGAUUUUUAUUUAGUGUGAUGGGUGUGUAUCUGUUUUCAUUUUACCUAUCACAUAUAUUAAGUCUUUUCAUUCAUUGUUAUAUUUUGGUCUUUUAGAAUAAAACAUUGAUAUCCCUUAAAAUGCUCUAUUGUAACAGGUACUAAAUAGUUUUUUUCACAGAGAGCGAGAGAGAGAGAGAGAGAGAGAGAGAGAGAGAGAGAGAGAGAGAGACUUUAUAUGGGUUAUUUUUGCCCAUAACAAUCAUGUCAGUCAUAAAAGAUUUACUCACUCAAUCCCAGUCAUUUUUGUUAAAGAGAUAUAUCCAUAAUUUUUUUUUGAAUUAGCCUUUUUGAAAAUUUCACAAGAACAAUUAGGAGAAGGGGGAUAAAUCCCUGUGUACAAUAUUCUGACACAGUAGUUUGAUAUCAAACUAUGAUCCCCUUGCGGAACCUCCAAAGUGUCUCUCCACAGCACUGCAUGCAAGCAUUUAUGUACGCAGUGUAAUGGAGAAACAUAUUUCAUCGGGUGUUACAAUGCAGGAAUUCAUAUAAACUACAUUUAUGAAAAGUCUUUGUAAAUGAUUAGAUUUUUUGUAGAAAAGAAUUUAAGUCCAAAUUACAAAAUUGUUUUAUAUUAAAUAAUAUUAAUUAUGUGGUGAUAAGAUUGUCAGAUAAUGUUAUUAAAAGAUUGAAAAAAUC